This is a messenger RNA of Diospyros lotus (date-plum), 4876 nucleotides long. RefSeq names its product DExH-box ATP-dependent RNA helicase DExH17. The coding region runs from base 121 to 3444 and encodes 1107 amino acids. The transcript is spliced from 29 exons. Lineage: Eukaryota; Viridiplantae; Streptophyta; Magnoliopsida; Ericales; Ebenaceae. Gene Ontology annotation, molecular function: nucleic acid binding; ATP binding. The record is from RefSeq and is a predicted model, not a curated record.
GCAUUGCUCUAUGCCUCUUCGCUCCCGCGGUCCCGCCCAAAGGACGCAGAUAAAUAAACGCCUCCAUCUUCCCGGUCCGCAAAUUCCAGUUCCAACUGAACAAGAAGCUUCUUCGUCAAGAUGAGCUCCGUUAUGGAUCCACAUGCAUUGAAGUCUGUAUCAGAUUUACCAGUUCCUUUUCGUUCAAUCUUCAAUUUCAGGUACUUCAACUCGCUGCAAAGUGAAUGCUUUUCUGCAUGUUUCCUAUCCGAUAUAAAUAUGAUUAUUUCAGCACCAACUGGAAGUGGAAAAACCGUUCUUUUUGAGCUAUGCAUUUUGAGAUUACUCUCUAGGUUCAUCUCUACAGAAGGAAGGUUUAUGCACAUAAAGGGAACCCUCAAAACGAUUUAUAUAGCACCAUCUAAGGCAUUGGUACAAGAGAAGCUUCGUGAUUGGAGCCAGAAACUUGGUUCGUUGGGCAUAAAUUGCCUAGAACUGACAGGUGACAAUGUAUAUUUCAAUAUCAGGAAUAUACAGGAAGCAGACAUCAUUCUAACCACUCCCGAGAAGUUCAAUGCGGUGACUCGUUACCGAAUCAAAGAUGGUGGUCUGAGCUUUUUCAGUGAUAUAGCCCUUGUGCUUAUUGAUGAAGUUCACUUGUUAAGUGAUCCACGUGGAUCUGCUUUGGAGGCAAUAGUCAGUAGAGUAAAAAUGCUUGCUCGUAACCCUGAAAUGAAAUCAAGUCCUCUGGCUCAAGUCCGUUUCCUUGCUGUUUCUGCCACUAUCCCAAAUAUUGCUGACCUUGCGGAAUGGCUUAUGGUUCCCAUCCAAGGAGUCAAAAGGUUUGGUGAAGAGAUGAGACCUGUAAAGUUGACUUUUAAGGUUUUUGGCUACCAACCAGCAAAAAAUGACUUUUUAUUUGAAAAACGGCUUCAGAAUUAUAUUUUUGAUGUUCUGAUGCAAUAUUCUAGAGGGAAAUCUGCCCUGGUCUUCUGCUCAACCAGAAAAGGAGCACAAGAAGCAGCCCAGCGGCUCUCUCAGAUUGCGAUGACUUUUGGUUACUCAAAUCCAUUCAUCAAAGACACGCACCAGCAGGAAAGGCUCAGGGAAGCUUCUCUACUUUGUAGUGAUAAACAAAUGCAGUCAUAUAUCCCCUUUGGCAUUGGUUACCACAAUGGUGGGCUUAGCCUGAAGGAUCGCAACCUCAUUGAAGGUCUUUUUCUUAAUGGUGAUCUUCAAGUUCUGUGCACUACGAAUACUCUGGCUCAUGGAAUCAACCUGCCAGCACAUACUGUAGUGAUUAAAUCGACACAGCAUUUCAACAAGGAAAAAGGAUUAUAUAUGGAAUAUGACCGAUCGAUGAUACUGCAGAUGAGUGGGAGAGCAGGCCGUCCACCUUUUGAUGAUACAGGAAUGGUUAUAAUAAUGACAAGAAGAGAAACGGUCCAUCUGUAUGAGAAUCUUCUGAGUGGAUGUGAAACGGUCGAAUCACAACUACUUUCAUGUGUGAUGGAGCACCUAACUGCAGAAAUAGUUCAACUUACCAUUUCAGAUAUAACACGGGCAAUAGAAUGGAUGAAAUGUUCCUACUUAUAUGUCAGAAUGAAGAAGAACCCAGAAAAUUAUGCACUGAAGAAAGGGACUCCAAGAAACCUUGUAGAAAAGCAUAUCCAAGAUAUUUGUGUUCAGAAUGUCAAUGAGCUAUCAAGAAAUCAAAUGGUCUGGACGGAUGACGAUGGUUUUCUGUUGAAGCCGCUAGAGCCUGGAAAACUUAUGACAAAGUACUAUUUGAGAUUCAACACAAUGAAAAACAUUAUGAAGUCUCCUGCAGACUGCAGUAUAGAAGAUGCUCUUCAUAUCAUUUGCCGAGCUGAAGAAAUUGCCUGGAUACAGCUAAGGCGCAAUGAAAAAAAGCUUUUAAAUGACAUAAACACAGACAAAGAUGGCCGGCUUCGUUUUCACAUCUUUGGAGAUAGAGGAAAAAGGAAAAAACGUAUCCAGACUAGAGAGGAGAAGAUAUUUAUUUUGGCAAAUGACUGCUUGACUGGAGAUCCUUUGCUGCAUGACUUAUCCAUGAACCAGGACAUGAAUGCUAUUAGUUCAAAUGGGUGUAGAAUUGCCAAGUGCAUGAAGGAGUUUUUUAUUUAUAGAAAGAAUUACAAAGGAGCUUUGAACUCGGCCCUUCUAGCCAAAUCCUUGUAUCAAAAAGUUUGGGAUGACAGCCCAUACUUGCUGAAACAAUUACCUGGCAUUGGAAUGGUGACUGCCAAGGCUCUGCAUUCCAUGGGAGUAAAGUCAUUUGAGACCCUUGCUGAAGCUGAUCCAAGGAAAAUAGAGAUGGUUACAAAUCGAAAAUACCCAUUUGGGAAUCACAUAAAGGAGUCAUUACUGUCACUACCCCCAAAAGUUGAGAUGAAGCUUGUGGAAACUGAAUGCCAAAGGCAAGGGAAGUCCAAGCUUGUAGUAACAUUGACUAGGAUGUCAGGAUUGGCUCAAGCGACCAAGCGGCAUUAUGCUGAUAUGUUUGUUGCUUUAGAGGAAGAUAACUUGAUGCUGUUCCAUGAAAAAAUAAGAGUGGAUGAAUUUUCAAGUCCUUAUAGUGCGAGUGUUCUGGUGUCAAACCCUCACCAAGACAAGCUGACAGUUAAAGCAGAUCUGAUUUUUGAAGAAAUAAUUGGCAUUGACCUCCACCAAAAGUAUGAACUUGUAGCGAGGAAGGAAUCUGACACCAAUGCUAUCCAUAAACAUGGAAUUAAGCAUCUCCCCUCUUUUCCUCAGUCCAAGGACGUAUGCAUUAUAGAAGAUGAUGACGAUUAUACAUUUUGUGCUCCAACUAAGGAGAUUGACAAUUCAAACAAAUCCAACCAAAGACGUGAUUGUAUGCCCACUUUCAACCUUCUAGAUGAGCCGGAUGAAGGGGAGCUUCGUCCUGAAUCUGAAGAGAGCACAUCCAAAAUCCUCACUGAAGAAACAAUAUUUGAGCACAUCCGCAAAAAAGCCAAGAACUUUCCGGCUGUCAACACCUUGAAAUCUGAAUCAUUUAUCAUGACAAAAGAACUCUAUGCCAGAAACCAGCUCGAGUCUAAAAAUGCUGCUUUUGACAUUCUGAAGCUGACGUUUUCAAAUCAAGAUCUUGUUGAUCUCGACACAGAACCACCCAUGGAGCUGAAAAAUGAAGCGUUAAUGAAGGCAGGGUCGCAGGUUAAACACAAUCUUCUUUUUGAAAGCUCCCGUGGCACAGUAGGAAGCAGCGAUCAAAUGGCUGCCAAUUUUCCAACUCUUGCUCAUCAAAUGGUAAGCAAUGGAUUCAGCUUCAAAGGCCGAGGAAGCUCCACGGAAAGCAGCAGGAAACAGCUAGAGUUUCCAAGUAGAUCUAGAAGACAGUGGAGUUCAGCUGCAACCACAAGUCAAAACAAGGAAGUGGAUUCCUUUCUUGGGUUCAAGAGUGUCUUUUCAUUUCUUUAAUCAUUCCGACAUCUCUUCAAGGGAGCUCAGAGAACGUUAUUGCAGGCUUGGAUUUUAAUCUGUUUCAACAGCUUGUCACCUGUACGUAAGAGGAUGGACUCUCUCUCGCUCUCAUGGCAUCAUAAAAACCAAAGCCAAGCUUAUUACAGCAUAUAUCCAAGCGUUUGUGGUUAAUAAUUCAUAUUCUGGUCGGAAUCAAAUGGUUCUUGGAAGCUUUGGGAUGUGACGUACAACAUGAAUCUUGCAAUACAACAUAUGCUUAUGUUCUACGUGCAAUAGCUACGGUGAGCUUGAAAAAUUAUUUGAAGGAUACACGACCUUAUGUAUCCUUAUGCCCAGUGCAGCAGUAAUUGCCUAAAUCUGUGCUAUAUAUUUAUGAUGAGUUAUUUAACCUAAAGUAAUUUAGCAGUUGGGAGUAAUAUCCCGAAUUUAUGAUUUAUUUAACCCAAAAUGCAGAAUCCAACAUUGUGGGCGCCGAAACUGAAAGGUCUUCCUUUUUAUUAUUUUAAAAUUUUGAUAAAUAAAAAGUUAUAAUUUAAAUUUAUAAAUUUUAUAAAAUAUUUACUCUUUUUUAUUUAUAUAUAUACCCUGCCUUGUACUUGUUCGGUAUCUCCAAUUUAACAUAAUGUUUUAAUAAACUAAUUUGAAAAGUUUUUGGGUUCUAAAAAUAUGUGUUAAAGCGGUCCAGAAUAACACGUUUUUCGAGUUGUGAACCACCAGCGACACCCCAACGGUCGUUGGCCACGGAACGUCAGGCGGCAUCAAACGUGUCCGACAUGCACCGUGCUCUCUUCGACUCUUCCUUCUCUCUCUAACAGGAAAAAAAAAAAAACGUUUUUCUAUAACCCUGAAAUCUCUAAGCACCCAUACCGCCUUUACUGAAUAACCCUAUUCGCGAAGCUUCUUCUGCGGGCUUGUCUCUCCCGAAAGCGCAGAAUGGCUGGUGGUGCAUAUGGUGGCCCCGGCCCGAGUGUGGUGAAGGAGGUCAUUUACGGGAUAACUCUUGGUCUGAUUGCCGGUGGCUUCUGGAAAAUGCACCACUGGAACUACCAGAGGAGGACCAGGGAAUUCUAUGAUUUGCUCGAGAAAGGUGAAAUCAGCACCGUGGUGGUGGUGGUGGAAGAAGAAGAAGAAGAGUAGGAAUAUGUAGGACGUGGAUACAUGCAAUGCCAGGUAAUCUACUGCUUGGCUGGACUUAGUAGCGGUGUUCUUUUGUCGAUCGAUGUUGGUACCGUCACCUCCUUUAGUGAUCUGUGUGUAAAGUGGCUUCGCCGCCGCCCCUUGAGCUACGAGUGCCACCGCCACCCCUUGGUGUAGCGUAUCUUGGCACUUUAAGCAACAAUGAAGUUUCCCUCUAAUAUUAUUCAUACUUGCUUCUAGGAAACUAUUUAAGACUUUAUGACUUUGAAAUCAAUGUUAUCUUGAACUUCUU